AAGCAAUAAACGUUAUGAGUUUCACUGGUAAAGUGGCUAUCGUGACUGGUGCUGGCUCUGGGAUAGGAGCUGUUACUGCCAAAGAACUUGCAAGAGAAGGCGCUAAGGUAGUCCUGGUAGAUAAAAACGAAGAAAAUCUUCAAGACGUUGCUAAUGAUUGCGGACAAUAUGGGAAGAAACCUCUCAUCAUUAAAGCAGAUGUUACUAAAGACGAUGAUGUCAAACACAUCGUAAAAGAAACUAUCGAGAACUUCAAUCAGUUAGAUAUACUGAUCAAUAAUGCAGGUAUUGGCAACAGAUCAACCAUAUUCGAUGAAAACCUUAUGGAACAAUUUGAUCAAGUAAUGAACACCAAUCUGCGCUCCAUGGUUCAUUUGACGCACCUCGCCGCUCCUUAUCUGAUCAAGACUAAAGGUAACAUCGUUAAUACGUCGAGCGUCUGUGCUUUACGACUCCUUAAAGGGAAAUCCCUCCUGGCAUAUUCUGUUUCAAAAGCAGGCGUUGAUCACUUCACGCGCUGUGUAGCUUUGGAUCUAGCUCCUCACGGUGUCAGAGUGAAUGCUGUGAAUCCUGGGCCUGCUAAUACGAAUUUAAUCAAAGACAAAGAAAUGUGGACGGACUGCAGUGCGUUCAAAAGGUUGUUGGAGCCUGAAGAGAUAGCAGAUGUGAUUCUGUUCCUGGCCAGUGAUAAGGCUAGGAGCGUUACUGGAUCGACGUACGGUUGUGAUAACGGGGCACUCUUGAUAUAA
This is a messenger RNA of Cydia fagiglandana, 749 nucleotides long. RefSeq names its product 3-oxoacyl-[acyl-carrier-protein] reductase FabG-like. The record is from RefSeq and is a predicted model, not a curated record. NCBI's taxonomy places the organism in Eukaryota, Metazoa, Arthropoda, Insecta, Lepidoptera, Tortricidae. The coding region runs from base 15 to 749 and encodes 244 amino acids. The transcript has a single exon.